AUGUCAAUUACUGCCAUCUUUUCGACACUCUCCUUGCCACAGACCUUUGGGUUGGCUCUGAUUGGCGGGUUCAUUGCUGCCUCCGUGAUCUACUUCUUUACGGUUCCAAAUGUAAUUAAGGAUAAAAGAAGAAGACACUUGCCUCCUGGACCACAAGGGCUACCCUUCAUUGGCAACCUGUUGGAUCUGGCUGAUUCUGACUUGGUCAGAGGAAAAGUACAGAACUGGGCUCGGCAGUAUGGAGAAAUAUUCUACACCAAAAUUGGCGGCACAGAUUAUGUCUGGCUUUCGUCGCCCAAAGUAAUCAAGGAUCUCAUGGAUAAGAAAUCGGCCAUCUACAGCUCAAGAGCACCUAUGCCACUUGCGCAAGAUGUUGCCAGCGCAGGACGACGCCAGCUAUUCAUGCCCUACGGACCUCAAUGGCGAUCACUCAGAAAAACAUCCCAUGCGUUGUUGAAUGCCUCCAGCGCAAUCAAAUAUCAGCCAAUUCAAGACUACGAGUCGAAGCAGAUGAUGGUGGAGCUCCUUGACUCGCCAGAACAAUUCUACCAGCACAGUAGACGUUAUUCUGCUUCUGUCAUCAUGUUGGUAACUUACGGAUACCGUCUGCCAAGCUGGGAGCAUCCCCUUAUGAAGAAGAUCUAUACUGUGUUGGACAACUUGACUGAGAUGACCGCACCUGGAGCCCACGCGGUCGACAGCUUUCCUUCUUUGACGUUCCUACCUCAAAUGCUACUCGGGAACUGGCGAACAUUCGGGAAAAAGGUGUUUGCUCACGAUAGCAAAGUUUAUAUGGACCUUUGGGAGAACCUCAAAAAGGAAGUUGAUGACGGUACCGCCAAAAACUGCUUUUGCAAGAGCUUCUACGAGAAUAAUCCGGCAAAGCAGGGCAUUGACGAUUUGCUGGCGGCUUACACUUGCGGUGGCCUGGUUGAAGCGGGAGCCGAGACAACGAGCACCACACUCAACAACUUCAUGCUUGCAAUGACAUUGUUUCCUGAAACUGCCAAAAAAGCCCAGGAAGAAUUAGAUCGAGUAAUAGGCUCCGAGCGCAUGCCCGACUUUGAAGAUGAGAAACAGCUACCAUAUAUUAGAUCUAUGAUCAAAGAAACCUUGCGCUGGCGUGCAGUAAACAAGUUUGGAAUGACGCAUGCAACGAGCGAAGACGACUGGUAUGAGGGACAUUUUAUACCUAAAGGCACUGUAGCUGUGCUAAACUGGUGGGCAAUUCAUAUGGACCCGGAGCUGCAUGAGAAUCCAGCCGAAUAUCAACCAGAAAGAUACCUCAAAAAGUCUCUUCCAGCGGCAGACUACAUCAAUUCAAACGACCCAUACGAGAGAGAUCACUUCACAUAUGGUGCUGGAAGAAGAGUAUGUCCUGGAGUACACGUUGCUGAGAGAAGUUUGUUCAUCGGCGUUGCGCGCACUCUUUGGGGUUUUAAUAUCAGCAAGGUAAAGGGUGCAAACGGUGAUUUCAUUGAGCCAGAGACUGGUAUGGUUCGAGGGUUUUUGAGUGUCCCAAAACCUUUUGAGUGCGAGAUUAACCCUCGAUCUGCUAAACACGCCAAGAUCAUAAGAGAAACUUUCAGGGAGGCUGAGAAGGCGGGAAUUUAG
Lachnellula hyalina is the source of this 1614-nucleotide messenger RNA. Its product is annotated as Cytochrome P450 monooxygenase. The coding region runs from base 1 to 1614 and encodes 537 amino acids. NCBI's taxonomy places the organism in Eukaryota, Fungi, Ascomycota, Leotiomycetes, Helotiales, Lachnaceae. The record is from RefSeq and is a predicted model, not a curated record. The transcript is spliced from 4 exons. Gene Ontology annotation, molecular function: oxidoreductase activity, acting on paired donors, with incorporation or reduction of molecular oxygen; heme binding; iron ion binding.